Messenger RNA from Chelmon rostratus (copperband butterflyfish), 1023 nucleotides. It is a transcript of the gene mettl21e, whose product is annotated as methyltransferase like 21e. The record is from RefSeq and is a predicted model, not a curated record. Gene Ontology annotation, cellular component: cytoplasm; cytosol. Gene Ontology annotation, biological process: peptidyl-lysine methylation. The coding region runs from base 173 to 901 and encodes 242 amino acids. The transcript is spliced from 5 exons. NCBI's taxonomy places the organism in Eukaryota, Metazoa, Chordata, Actinopteri, Chaetodontiformes, Chaetodontidae. Gene Ontology annotation, molecular function: protein-lysine N-methyltransferase activity.
ACGUCAGCCUGCUAGAGAUCUGGAUCCAGAUUGACCCAAAUCCAAAAGGACUGUAUCUGGGGCCAACACAACCCAGAACAGCUGUUGGCUGCUAUUGUAGAGAUUUUGUUUUGGGCAUUCUUGCCCUCAUGCUUGGACUCCUUCAGACACUGAGACUCGACAGUCCGAAGCCAUGGAGGACUCCAACACUAAAGAAGCAGGUGCUGCUGCGGAUGCAGAGCUAGCCAAAGCUAUAAUGGCUCGGCAGUUCCGCCCCUCUCUCAUUGGCCCGGAGGCUUGGGAGGGCUACAUCUUUUCUGAUCUGGAGAUCCGUAUCAAAGAGUCUACAGACCUCUAUGGAGCUGUACUCUGGCCCUCAGCGAUGGUGUUGUGUCAUUUCUUAGAGACCAACCGAGAGAAAUACAACCUGACAGACAAAAAUGUGAUUGAACUGGGUGCUGGGACUGGGCUGGUCACCAUCGUAUCCAGCCUGUUAGGUGCUAAGGUGACCUCCACUGACCUACCGGAUGUGUUGGGGAACCUCCAGUACAAUGUUAUGCGAAACACCAAGGGCCGAUGCAAGUACAUCCCUCUGGUCACAGAGUUGAUCUGGGGUCAGGAGGUGGAGCAACGUUUCCCACGUGCCACACAUUGUUUCGACUACAUCCUGGCAGCUGAUGUGGUGUACGCCCAUCCUUACCUGGAGGAGCUGAUGGACACCUUUGAUCACCUGUGCCAGGAAAACACACAGAUCCUGUGGGCCAUGCGCUUUCGUCUGGACCCAGAGAACAGCUUUGUGGAUCGCUUUCGGCAGCGCUUCCACUUGGAGCAGCUGUAUGAUCUACCCAGUCUCAGCAUCAAACUGUACCGAGCCUGGAGGAAGGACAGGCGUACCAAGGACCAAGGAGAGGCUGCUGCCUGAACUGUUAAAACAGAGGACACACAAUGAAUAUUGUAAAUGUCUCAUUCAUUCUGUAGUGUUUUCAUGGAUCUCAUGCACAAAUGUCUGCCAGUUUAACACAAGAUCAAGCUGUGGUACACGUU